Fusarium venenatum is the source of this 864-nucleotide messenger RNA. The record is from RefSeq and is a predicted model, not a curated record. Lineage: Eukaryota; Fungi; Ascomycota; Sordariomycetes; Hypocreales; Nectriaceae.
AUGAACAACCCAGAAGAACCAGAAGCAACCCAGAGCAAGAUUGUCAUCUUACCAAGGGAUGGAUUGGUUGAAUUACGUGAUGUGCAAGAUGAUUGGACUGGCGUGACCAGCUGGCAGGAGAGGAGAAAACGACAGAAUCGUCUGAGCCAAAGAGCCCGUCGACGAAGACUGAAGAACCCCAAUGACACUUCUAACUCGCAGGUGGCCAGCCUGGAGGACAAUAACCUUGAGGAUCAAGAACUCGGCGACGGUCAUCUACUCUUGCGUAGUCCUGCUCAUAUUCAAAUUGCUCGAAACUGGCAGGCUCACGCUUAUGGACAUUACUUGGUCAGGUCCCCCAGUCCAACACUACUUCAGACCUUGAUCCGGGUUAAUGCGCUUAAUGCAAUUGCUCGAAAUGCUCAGAAGAUUGGCAUCCCUGUCUAUGCUUUAUGUCGAGAUGAAGCAGUAUCUCCUUUUAGUCUUCCAGGCCCACUACCUGUGGUGCCUACUGUUGCAAUAAGUCCCGGAAUGUUACGUCCAACAGAAUUGCAAAAGACAACAGUUCAUCACCCAUGGAUAGAUGUCUUACCCCUCCCCCGUCUACGAGACAACAUCAUCCGGGCCUUAGCUAUUGAAUGGUUCGACGAAGAUGAAAUCUGCUUAGAGGCAUUUCACCCUUUUGACCAAUGCGAGUCAGAGCAGAAACCGGCGCUACUGAUUUGGGGCGAGGCCGAUAAUAUUCGCGGCUGGGAAGCUAAUAUCCCCUUCUUACGGAAAUGGGGAUGGCUACUUGCAGGGUGUGAUGAGUUGUUUGAGUCGACAAAUGCUUGGCGUAUGCAACGUGGGGAGAAGGCAUUAAAUUUUGUAGUAGUUGUUCAUUGA